AAGUGGAGAGGGGACCUCGAGGUUCCCUCUCCCGACCAAAAGUGCAAAGAAUAAAAAAACGCACUACUCUAAUUAAUCUUUAUUCCUCUCGAUCCUUUGCUUCAAAACCUUGCACACUCACAGUCACAGCUCAGUACAAAGCAGCAGCUGAUGCAUUGUUCCCUUUUGCCUUUCCUAUCUAUCUCACCCAAAACCAAAUCAAAGCAAAUCAAAAUGGCUUCCUCCUCCUCCUCCUCCUCCUCCUCAUCAUCAUCGUCGUCGUCGUCGUCGUCGUCGUCAUACUUAUCACUCCUUUUCCUGCUCCUGAUCAUCUCUGUGAUCAUCUCCUCCUCCUCCUCUCAGUCGACCUUGUGCCGCACCGCCUGCGGCGGCAUUCCGAUACGCUACCCCUUCGGCAUCGACGACGGCUGCGGCAGCCCCUACUACCGCAACAUGCUCGUCUGCAACUCCUCCAACUCCACCCUCCUCCUCCGCACUCCCUCCGGCACGUAUCCGGUCGCGUCCAUCGACUACGCCGAUCCCCACCUCAUCAUAACCGACCCCUCCAUGUGGACGUGCCCCCAUGCAGCAGCAGCAACAACAACAACGUCGGCAUCCGUUCGGUCCGCUGCGCCGCCGUUCAGCCUCGACACGAGCACGCGCUUCUCCCUCUCCUCGAAGAACGACUUCCUCUUCUUCGGCUGCGACCCCGACGCCGUCAUCGUCGCCCCGAAGCCCAACUACUGCGACCGCUUCCCCGACCGCUGCGACUCGGCGUGCGACAGCGCCGCGUACCUGUGCCGCAACCUGCCGGGCUGCCCCGACGCGAGUGCCGCCGCCGGCUGCUGCGGCUACAAUCCGAAGGCGUCGCAGUCGACGAGGAUGAUGCUGCGGCACUGCCGGUCGUACGCCAGCGUGUACUGGCGGACGGUCGGGGGAGGGCUGCCGCCGUAUGAUCAGGUGCCGGAAUACGGAGUCCGGGUCGACUUCGAGAUUCCGGUGACCACCCGCUGCCUGCAGUGCAGAGACACGAAUCGGGAUGGCGGGGGGUUGUGUGGAUUUGAUACCCGGACGAGAAGUUUCCUCUGCCUCUGCCAGGACGGGAAUGCCACCGCCUACUGUCCAGAUGGUGGAUUAUCAAGACAUCGAGCUUCAACUGGUGUAAUUGCAGGGACUGCUGUAUUCUCCAUUGGUGGGGCUGUGAGCGGUGGGUAUCUCGUCUGGCACUUCCUUAAAAGGAAAUCAAACAAAGUUGUGACAUGCGGUGUCCAAAGCAACGAAAACAGGAUCUUUUAAUUGCACCUUCCCUUUUUUCAUGCCCAUAUAUUUGGAUGGAUAACAGAGCUUUUGUCGUUUAUGCAUUUACCGAAUUUGUUUGGCCAUCAGAAAAUAUGGUAAUAACUUUGAUUUUCGGUUCCGUAUGUUUUUAAAAGCAUUCGACCAGAUUGUAUUAUAAAUUAACCAAUAAUUGUAA
This is a messenger RNA of Ananas comosus (pineapple), 1453 nucleotides long. RefSeq lists its product as uncharacterized. The record is from RefSeq and is a predicted model, not a curated record. The transcript is spliced from 3 exons. Bases 151 to 1275 code for a protein of 374 amino acids. NCBI's taxonomy places the organism in Eukaryota, Viridiplantae, Streptophyta, Magnoliopsida, Poales, Bromeliaceae. Gene Ontology annotation, molecular function: polysaccharide binding.